AUGUUUCAGUCUAAGGACCUGGAGACUGUCUAUGGUGUUUACUACUCUAGUCUGAUGGCCAGUGCUGGCUUCAUGGUGUGCAUCGCCCUGGAAAGGUAUUUGGUCGUCGCCUGCCCACUGUGGUACCGCUCCAGACGAACCAUCAAGAUCUCCGUGGGGGUCUGUGUCCUGGUCUGGAUCCUUCCUCCAGUCUGUGUCAUCACUAUGGUUUUCUGUAUUUCUUCAGCUUCUUCAGAGUUCACAGCCAUCAUCUUAGUCAUAUUUUUCCUCCUUCCCCUCCCACUGCUCAUAUUCUUCCUGGUUGGGAACGGGACCCUCACAGCCCUGUCUGCUUCCAUCUCAGUUCCCGCUGAUGAAAAACGUCGAAUUGUGGCAAUGUUGGUCCUGGUGCUGCUUAUUUACACACUGCUGUUCCUGCCCGGACCCAUAAUGGUUCUGAAAGAUGGAUUCAGACUUACCUUCCUCAGGGGACUGUUUAUUAUGUUGCUUAGGUUGAGUCCUCUUGCAGACUUAGUUCUGUGUGUCUUCAUGAGGAAAGGGGCCAUAGACAAGCUUUUGGCCUCUGUGUGUUGUUGCUGAAUGGACAGCAAUGAUGUCAGCAGUUCAGCAUUAUGA
Molecule: messenger RNA, 615 nt
Organism: Perca fluviatilis (European perch)
Lineage: Eukaryota; Metazoa; Chordata; Actinopteri; Perciformes; Percidae
Product: mas-related G-protein coupled receptor member A4-like
Biological process (GO): phospholipase C-activating G protein-coupled receptor signaling pathway; positive regulation of Rho protein signal transduction
Cellular component (GO): membrane
Molecular function (GO): G protein-coupled receptor activity
Source: RefSeq, a predicted model, not a curated record